Molecule: messenger RNA, 579 nt
Organism: Protopolystoma xenopodis
Lineage: Eukaryota; Metazoa; Platyhelminthes; Monogenea; Polystomatidea; Polystomatidae
Source: the annotation of a GenBank genome assembly
AUGCUUGGAUCGAUCCGCUUCCAGGUUUCUGGGCAGAUGAAUCAGACGUUUUAUGUUUAUCCUCUUCCUUUUCUCUGGUGUAGACUGUGCUGGACACCUCGCCUCCACUUUGACCCCCAAAAUGCCCUUUUUCUCGCUUUUCGGUCACAUACAUAUCCGGCUUCUCUAAAGUCGCCUCUUGUAGGCCCGUCUUCUGACCGCCGCAGCUUCGAGCACUCUCCGUCGGGCCGACUUUGCCUCCGGUCCCCUCGCCCUUCUCAAUUCAUCCUUCGCCGACAUGUCAGUCGUCCAGCCAACCAGCCGCCUCCAUUUGCUGGGGCCGGUUGUCAGCCUCAAUCCAAGGCGAGCCUGUUUUCAUGGCCUGGCUCGGUUGGGCAUGCCUUUCGUCACGACUUCAAUCGGUGUUUGCCCGUUAAACUGAUGGCCCUACAACCGGGUCAAAUUGGUUGUGUCAGAGCCGAGAGAAAGGCUCACCUUGUCGAGGGUUGUUCACUCCAGCAUCAGAGGAGCCGUCUUUGUCGAGGUUUUUCUGAUAGUCUCGAGGCCCACUUUCAGACGAAGAAGUUUGGGGUCUUAUGA